Bactrocera neohumeralis is the source of this 933-nucleotide messenger RNA. RefSeq lists its product as uncharacterized. The transcript has 4 exons. Lineage: Eukaryota; Metazoa; Arthropoda; Insecta; Diptera; Tephritidae. The coding region runs from base 408 to 902 and encodes 164 amino acids. The record is from RefSeq and is a predicted model, not a curated record.
CAAAUGAGUAACAUAUUCGAGACGCAAGAUGAAGGUGGUAAGUUAAAAGGAAAAUACUCAUCGAAAUAAGUAUAAAUAUAUUAAAAAUUAUUAAUUUUUUAGUAGAGAUUCCAAUCGUUGAGAGGAUUGAGCGGCGCCAAUAUUCAGUGGGAACAUCAAGAACGCAACAAAACUCAGGUCAUUUUUAACAUAAAGCUUCUAAAAAAAUAUACUAUAUAUUAACUUUUUAAAUUUAAGAUAUACUUGAAGCGUUAAAAACGAUCAUUGCGGGCCAAAAAAAUAUUCAGGAAAGGCUGGAAAAAUUGGAGGAAAAUAUAUGUAUAACUUUGCAGAACCAAAAAACGCUUAGUGAAGGCCAAUCGUCACUGGUUCACAACCAAACUGCAAUAUUUGAAAAACUGAAUGAGAUGGAGUCGAAAAUUGUCGAAAAGGCUGAGGUUUUGGCGCAAAAUAAGUCAAUCAGAGAAUGCAAAGUUCUCUUAAAACGAGUUGAGCAGUCAGUGUGCCGCAUGACCGGCGAAGUGACUGAUAAAGAGCUGGACGACGUCGCUAGCACUUUUCCGAUGCAGUCGCAAGCAACAGUUGCGGAAGUGGAAGAUAGACUGCAAAGCCAAAACUAUGCCCAAGCAAUGACUACAUUCCUCCACAAACUUAAAGGCGCCAGUGAUAAUGUGGCUGACGUAAUACCUAAGGUUUUCUCAGAUGAGCUCAUGGAAGGUUAUAAUUGGGAUGGCAGAUGGAGCAAGAAAUCCCUAUGCAAGUUGGCGCUGGUUGAUACCAUUUUAAGAAAUGUGUUUCAACAACAAGGAUGUAGGAGUUUUGAGCAAAAUAUAAAGCGGUCAAUACUGCUCAGCCAUCACAGGUUAAAGCAGCGUAGUUAUUUAAAAAAAAGGAAACAAUAAUUACAUUUAAAAACUAAACAAAUUAAAACCA